CAAGCCUUGGUUGUACGUUAGGUCGAGGUUAGGUCGUACUUGUUUCAGUCAGAUUGGUUUGACAGAUUUUAUUGUGAAAAGAAUUUUCACAUGAAAUUUAAUUAUUCGUAAAGACUGUGUCUGUGAUGCUGUUCUAUUCAAACUGCUGUUCAAAGAUUUGCUAAUUGGACAAAUUUUAAGAUUUGACGAACAUAAACUGGAACUUUCAUCUCAAUUAUGGCUCAGUUUCGUCCAGCUGGUUUCUCAGAUGAAGAUUCAGAUAGCGACGAUUAUGGAUUUUACGAAAAGCCGUCCAGGAACUAUUUUGCACAGCAGCACCAGAAUUCAAAGAAGACACUGGAAAAUAAAUUACAGGAAGCUAUUAUAAAUGGUAACAUUGAUGAAGUUGAGAACAUAGUGAUUUAUGAUCUAAACAAUAGUGUCAAUAUAAAGUUAGAUAGCGGAUGGACUCCUCUGAUGCAUGCCUGUUUCCAUGCUCAUGACAAGAUUGUUAAUUUCUUACUGCAAAGAGGAGCAGAUCCCAAUCUACAUGCAGACUCAGUUACACCUGUUAUGGCAGUAUGCUCAAACAGCAGUGCCAAUAAUGACACUAUAUACCAGAUAAUCUGCAGUCUCAUUGAGAAGAAAAGCCUGCUGAAUGUUGGAGACAAAUAUGGACAGACACCACUUAUGAGAGCAAUCAGCAGUGGCCGAGUAAAAGUAGUUGAAAAACUUCUAAAUGAGAGAGUGAACAUAGAAAUGAGGGACCAACAAGGUUGGACAGCAGUUUUUUGGGCAGCUCACCACAACCAACCUGAGAUUCUGGAACUGCUGAUAGCUCAUAAGGCAAGGCUGUCAGAAGUGGAUAGAUACAGUAGAACAGCAUUAGAAAUCGCCAUGUCGCAUGAUCAUCAAGAUAUAAUUAACAUUUUAAAUAAACAUCUGAAGAAAGAUGAUGAUCUUGAAGAAAAUAGCAGUAUAAGUCUCAACAAUCAGAUGACGUCGUGGCAUGAUUAUUAUCCUGGUGUGGGUGAUGAAAAUACGUUAAGCUACAUGUGUGAAAUACCUCAUUUAUUAUAUGGUAUGAAUUGUGAGCGAUUAGGCGCCCUCAUGGUAAACAGUAGCAUGAAUCUUCGCCAAUUUCUGCUGUUGGAAGAAGAGGAUAUGAUAAAGUUAGGAAUAGAAAUGCCAUAUGAAAGACAAAGACUGAAAGUAGGAUUGAAAAAUUUCCACCUCAGAGGAUGGAAAUUGAAUGCAGUUGCUGGAUUAUAUGCAAGAAAAUCAGAAAACUACAGUGUCCUGGACUGUUUAACAGCGUUAGGGACACAUAUGCAGCAAAUUUACAUACUAGAAGCAACCCUACAGUACACAUUGCGAGAUUACAAUAGGAAUCAGAACCAAAUCAAAUUUGAACCCCCUGAUUCCCCUCUCAUAACGAGAAUGAAGACUAGCACAAACAAAUUCAUUACUAAUAUUAAUAAUCUAAGAAGAGAGAUGAAAAAUAUGAAGGAUGUACUCAUUAAGAUAAGUAAAUCCAACCCACCGCCCGCAGACCUUAUCAAAGAGAAGCCAUUCCUUGAAGUGGCCAUAGGAUAUGUUACCGAUGUCCUGGUCAUCUGCUCUCUUGGGGCUCUAAUUUACCAAGCCAGAAGUUACCUGGCCAGGGUGUUAUACAAGUAGUUAGGUAUUCUAUUACAAUUUGUUAUUUUUCUAUUA
Amyelois transitella is the source of this 1695-nucleotide messenger RNA. It is a transcript of the gene Gasz, whose product is annotated as ankyrin repeat, SAM and basic leucine zipper domain-containing protein 1. The transcript has 9 exons. The coding region runs from base 217 to 1659 and encodes 480 amino acids. Gene Ontology annotation, molecular function: protein binding. The record is from RefSeq and is a predicted model, not a curated record. Gene Ontology annotation, cellular component: nucleus; cytoplasm. NCBI's taxonomy places the organism in Eukaryota, Metazoa, Arthropoda, Insecta, Lepidoptera, Pyralidae.